This is a messenger RNA of Oldenlandia corymbosa var. corymbosa, 1376 nucleotides long. Lineage: Eukaryota; Viridiplantae; Streptophyta; Magnoliopsida; Gentianales; Rubiaceae. The record is from the annotation of a GenBank genome assembly.
GAAAAAAAAAUCAAAAAGCGAAAAAAAAAAAAAAGAAAAGAAGAAGAAAAGCGUGACGAUACUCCUUCAACACACUCUCACAUUUCCACUAUAAAAAUGUCUCACUUUUGCCACUUUUUGCACACCCAAACUGAAGCAGCACCCCUUAGCCACAGCCAAAGUUAAGUUAAAUACAAGCUUUUUUUUUUAAUUAAUUUAAAAAAAGAAAAACAAAUGGAUAACUUCUCCGGCCAGCCGGAAAACUCUGAGGAACUGAUAUUUGGGUUCACCGAGGAACUCAUGGGGGAAGGUUCAUGGAGCAGCUCUUCUAGUACUACUUCUGUUGAAAUUGAUGACGGAGCAAUAACUGAUGAGGAAAAUGAAAACGAUGAAAAUUCAACCAAUGCCGAGGAGGAAUCUAAGGCGUUUUGGGAAUCUCAAGAGGAUCUUCUUACGACAACGCUGUUUCGGACUACUUCAAUGGAGUCAAAGAUCAGGCAGGCAACUAAAGAUGCAAUGAAAGAGAUGAAUUUGGGCGGUUUCAUUUGUUGUGUUUGUGACAAGAAGAAAAUUGAGGGUACCAAGAGUUGCCAGGAUUGUUUGCACAGAGAAAUCUCCGGUCGCCUAAGAAUGGAAGGGUACAAUUGUAAUAUCCGCAAGUCCAAGUGGAGGAACUCAUCUGAUAUUCCAUCAGGAGAUCACACAUACUUGGAAGUAGUGCAAAACACAUCAAGUGGUAAAGGAGCGAUGAAGAUAAUCAUAGAGCCAAAUUUUAAGGCACAAUUCGAGAUGGCUAGGGCAAGUGAGGAAUACAAGCGAUUGAUCAACAAAUUGCCGGAAGUUUUUGUGGGGAAAUUUUGUAGGCUCCAAAAUUCAGUGAAGAUAUUAUGUGCAGCUUUGAAGAAAAGCAUGAAGGAGAACAAAAUGCAUAUGGCCCCAUGGAGGAAGCACAAGUACAUGCUGGCCAAAUGGCAAGGAUCACCUGAUAAUUAUUGUUAUGAACAAUAUCAACUGAAAAUGACACCAAAUAUGUCACCAGUUAUUAGCCAUUUAGGCAGGUCCACAACAAGGCCUAGAGCAUCGCUGCUUACCUUUGAUUUGUUAGAUACUUUGAGAGUUAUCCCAUCAUCCACAAUGAUCAAAGUGGGAUGAUUUUUUGAGGAGAUGCUGCAAAUUUUAGGUUUUUAGUUAGUUUCGACCAGUUUUGUUAUCGACCCGAGUUAAUUUCGAUUUUGGAUUGUCUAAGUUUGAUCUUGAUCUUCACUUCUUCACAUAAAAAAUAAAAAUUUAAAAAGUAGUCUAAAGAAGUUUGAGAUUCUCUUUUUAUGAACGUCUCCACAAAAAGUCGCAUCGUCUAAGUUUGAUUUUUUGAACAAUCUAAGGUUUUUUCGUUUACG